This is a messenger RNA of Spirometra erinaceieuropaei, 549 nucleotides long. NCBI's taxonomy places the organism in Eukaryota, Metazoa, Platyhelminthes, Cestoda, Diphyllobothriidea, Diphyllobothriidae. The record is from the annotation of a GenBank genome assembly.
AUGGAAUUUUUGAAAGCAACUGGAAUCCUCAACGUCCAUGCUGUGCGACGGAGCGGCCACCCUGUGAGAAUAAACGGCGGUCGUCUACCAAAACAGUUCUCCUGUGCACAUCUCGCUGCGAGUGCUCGCCGUGCAGGAGGACAAAGACGACUCUACAAGGACGCUUUGAAGAACUCUCUGAAGCGACUGCAGAUCAACCCGGACACCCGCGAGAACCUCGCCCAGCGCAGAUCGGCCUGGAGAAGAGAAGUGAAUAUUGGUGCAGCCAUCUACGACGCAAACAGUAUCGCCGCCGCCAAAGCCAAAAGGGCUGCUCGUAAGACUCAGGCGCCGCCCAUUCGUAACAUCUCUAUCUCGACCCCACACAACGUGCCCGCGCCGUCAUCGAGCAUUACGCGGGCGAAUCGACCUCGUCAUUCAUCUUCCAGCUCAAUGCACCAACCACCCGACGACCGCAACCGUUGCCUCCACUAUGGCCCCUGUUCCAACAUCCAUGUCGACCACGCUAACAUCCGCCCUCUGCCACUAGCACGUAAGUUAGUCAGUUAA